AUGAAUUUAGUGCAUAUCAAGACUGAGGACUCUAGGAGCUUGCUCCCGGCAGAGGCCAUGGGCGGAGGAGCAAAGGGGCAAGUACCCGGUGAUAAUCAACAUCCAGAUGCACAAGGUAGGUACGGACCUGUGGCGGUGGAAAACCGGAUUCUUGGCCCGGCCGUUGCAGUUCCGGGACGCAACAGCAGCGAAAAUGUCAUGCGCAGUUUCCAGCAAGUACCACAUCCAGCAGUCGCCCUGGGGAACCCUAUCAGUACUUCUGCGAACUCUGGGCUGGUCCCAGAUCCGAUCCCCGCCUACUCGCACCCAACGGGGAACUAUCAGGCAAACAACGGGAUGUCAGAUCCCUCGCUCCAGGAGUACCUCUCGCCCUUUUUCCAGCCAUACGGAGUUGAUGUCUCACACUUCCCUCUCACAAAUCCGCCCAUUUUCCAGAGCUCCUUGACGAACUUCUCCGACCAUCCCAGAAGGCGCAGAAUUUCCAUUUCCAAUGGUCAAAUCAGUCAGCUUGGCGAGGCAGGGACCACUUUCGACGAUCUGUACUAUAGCCAGCCCCCACCCAUGCCUACCAGACACGAUUUGAGAGGCACGCAUGUGGCCCAACAGCCGCAGCAACUUCCUCAAGCUGCUCAACUGCCAGCCCGUCCCCCGCUCCCUCACCAACAUUCAGGCCACGCCUCCCACCUGGAGGUCCCAACUGUUCACCCGUCUCAAGCGCACUUGCAACCUAACAUGUUAGAGCCUUCAAAUCCGGUGGCACCCUCGCAGCACAGCCCCAGAUCGCAAGAAUAUUCUGUCCUCCCGCUGCACUCACACCCACACCCCAUUACGCCAAUAAUAAACGAUGAGAUCGAUCCCAAAGAUACCAGUGCUUCUCGUACUUUUGGCACUAAUCAAGACCGCAAGGAAGGAAUGGGCAUUGAUAUGCUCAGAGAUCAUCACGCGUAUGCGCCAAAGCGACAGGAAGUAUUGCCUGGCACGCCUGCCUGGAAGAGAGCUCGCUUGCUUGAGAGGAACCGCAUUGCGGCUUCAAAAUGCAGACAGCGGAAGAAAGUCGCUCAAAAACAGUUGCAAGAAGACGUCGCCGUGCUAGCUGAGGAAAACACACACAUUCGAAAGCGCUUACACUACUACGAAAAGCUGGUUUCUAAAUUUAAGAAGUUCACUGAAAUGCACAUGGCCACCUGUGGCGGGUCGGAGCAACUCAGUAUGAUUGAAGAGCUGCUGAAAAUCGACCACAAUAUGACCGAACUAAGUCCGGACGAAUCACCUAUUCCUGGCGAUACUACUCCCCAAUAG
This is a messenger RNA of Lachancea dasiensis, 1299 nucleotides long. Lineage: Eukaryota; Fungi; Ascomycota; Saccharomycetes; Saccharomycetales; Saccharomycetaceae. The record is from the annotation of a GenBank genome assembly.